This is a messenger RNA of Prosopis cineraria, 1892 nucleotides long. Its product is annotated as glucose-6-phosphate/phosphate translocator 1, chloroplastic-like. Gene Ontology annotation, biological process: transmembrane transport. Gene Ontology annotation, molecular function: triose-phosphate transmembrane transporter activity; antiporter activity; phosphoglycerate transmembrane transporter activity. Bases 363 to 1550 code for a protein of 395 amino acids. The transcript has 5 exons. The record is from RefSeq and is a predicted model, not a curated record. Gene Ontology annotation, cellular component: Golgi apparatus; membrane. Lineage: Eukaryota; Viridiplantae; Streptophyta; Magnoliopsida; Fabales; Fabaceae.
AAAAAGAAAAGCCAAUGAAAUGAUCCUCUUUCCUCUAUAAAAAUAUUUAGACUAUUCUCAUUAGACAGAAUCGAAAGGCAUUAUUCCUUCAAGCUUCAACGCCCCAUUGCCAUUGUGUGCGUUUGAUCUUUUACCUUAUUUAUUGUUUCUUCCAACCGUAAUUUCGAUCACCUAAACCUUUCAAGAUUUAUGAGACGUUAGGUCAACAGCUCCGAUCACGGAUAUUAUCAUUUGUCACGAGUGUUCAGAGUUUCACUGAGCAGGUCUCGUAACUCUGACGCACAGAACCUGUUAUUGGUCUAGUACUGUUCUCAAUUUUGUGAUUUUUUGUCGGAACUUCCGAUUUCCCCUUCUUAUUCGCGAUGGUUUGCUCUCUCAAACAACCUGGUAUAUCUUUCAGUUCUUCUGAUGUUGUUCUUCGGAGAAGACAGUCAAAUUCCUUUCAGUCAAGCUCAAGCUUGCUUUUACCUUCAAUGCCGAAGGGAAAAGCUGAGCAACCUCUGGUUUCAGUGCACAAACCCUUGCAUCUUUCUUCUCUGACUAAGAAAUUUUUGAAGGUGAAUAUUCCGUCAGCGGGUCCACGUGGAAAUUCGAUCAGAUGCGAAGCUUUUGAGGCAGACCGAUCAAACAUUGAAGCAAGCACGCCAUCGGAGGCAGCAAACAGGUUGAGAAUUGGAAUAUAUUUCGCAACGUGGUGGGCUCUAAACGUGGUAUUCAAUAUUUAUAACAAGAAGGUUCUGAAUGCAUACCCGUACCCUUGGCUUACUUCAACGCUCUCGCUCGCUUGUGGGUCUCUUAUGAUGUUGAUUUCUUGGGCCACGAGGAUCGUGGAGGCGCCAAAGACUGAUUUUGAGUUUUGGAAGACUCUGUUUCCGGUUGCUGUUGCUCAUACCAUCGGACAUGUGGCUGCAACGGUUAGUAUGUCAAAGGUUGCGGUUUCAUUCACACACAUCAUCAAGAGUGGUGAGCCUGCUUUCAGUGUACUGGUCUCCAGAUUUCUUCUGGGUGAGUCCUUCCCAGUACCAGUCUAUCUGUCCUUAGUGCCAAUCAUCGGUGGGUGUGCACUUGCUGCUGUGACGGAGCUCAAUUUCAACAUGACUGGUUUUAUGGGAGCCAUGAUAUCAAAUUUGGCAUUUGUUUUUCGGAACAUCUUUUCAAAACGAGGCAUGAAGGGAAAGUCUGUUAGCGGAAUGAACUACUAUGCUUGUUUGUCUAUGUUGUCUCUCUUAAUUCUCGCACCAUUCGCAGUUGCUGUUGAGGGACCACAGAUGUGGGCAGCUGGAUGGCAAACAGCCCUUUCUCAAAUAGGACCCCAGUUUGUAUGGUGGGUGGCGGCGCAAAGUGUAUUCUAUCAUCUGUAUAAUCAGGUAUCAUACAUGUCUUUGGAUGAGAUCUCUCCCUUGACAUUUAGCAUUGGGAACACCAUGAAACGAAUUUCAGUCAUAGUCUCCUCAAUCAUCAUCUUCCACACACCAGUUCAGCCCAUCAAUGCCCUUGGAGCUGCUAUCGCCAUCCUUGGAACCUUCUUGUAUUCACAGGCAAAGCAGUAGAGUCGAGGAAUUGAAGUUUCGUCAUUCAACCUACCCUGAUCUUCUCAGCCAGGGUCCAAGCAAGUUGAUUUCGAAAUGUGACAGCUGGAUUUUGGUAAAAUUAGGAUGGUCCGACGCCGUUCAUUGUAGAUAAUAACGAUGGAAAAAUAAUAAUAAUAAUGAUAAUACUGCUGAGGAAACGUCAUCUUAUACAGAUGAUUAGUUAGUAUUUCUUAAGUGAUGCAUUUGAGUUAUUAUGCUUUUGGAGUAAUAAAUGUCUGUUCUUAAUAGGCCAAGGAUAAUGUCUGAAAACAUUGUUCAUUAUGAGGUUUCAAUAAUUGAGGGCGAUAAUUUGUCUCUGUA